Molecule: messenger RNA, 1233 nt
Organism: Onychostoma macrolepis
Lineage: Eukaryota; Metazoa; Chordata; Actinopteri; Cypriniformes; Cyprinidae
Gene: tstd3
Product: thiosulfate sulfurtransferase like domain containing 3
Exons: 5
Coding region: 345-776 (143 amino acids)
Cellular component (GO): mitochondrion
Molecular function (GO): thiosulfate-cyanide sulfurtransferase activity
Source: RefSeq, a predicted model, not a curated record
CCAGCGUCACCGGUAAUACGUAGUUGUGCGCAUGCGUGCAAGAGUGGUGGGUAGCUGCAAUCCAGCUACGUACCUGACAAUCAGUUGUACCGUGUUUUCGUCAAUAUUUAGAUACAAAACAAGAAAUAAGGAGCACCGUCAUCGUGUAGCUUUCAUUACCAUAAAUCCUAGCAUGGCGUUAAAUGUCUCUUCACGGCUGACGAGAAGUAUAGUCCGCGUUUUAGCGAGCAGAAGUGUCAUUCCUGUUACAAGACAACUGGCAACUACUCCGUGCUGGACACAUUUACGUUGCUUACAGCGUUUGGGCUGAAAGAAGUACUUGUAUAAAUUAUUCUAAAGGUGACAUGUUUCUUUUUAAAGAUGUCCGUGUCAUUCGUUAUGAUGGUAGUUCAUUACGAAAUUUCAGUUCUUCAAGCCAGCUUUCAAUAGAUGUGUCCUACGAGCAGCUGAAGAAACUGCUGCUGUCCGACUCCAGUGUGGUUCUAGACGUCCGUGAGCCGUGGGAACUCAGGGAAUACGGGAACAUACCGGGGUCAAUUAACGUGCCAUUGGGACAGGUGAAUGGAGCUCUCCAGCUCACGCCUGAUGAAUUCAAGGAGAAAUACGGAGGAGUCAUGCCAUCGCAAUCCCAAAAUAUAGUGUUCACCUGUCUAGCUGGUGUAAGAAGCAAAAAAGCCCUGGAAACUGCAGUGUCUUUAGGAUAUACCAAGGUCCAGCAUUAUCCAGGCGGAUGGCAAGAAUGGGCAGAACAUCAAUUAAUAAAAACCAAAGACUGAUUGUCACGCUGUAGUCAUGUUAACACUGUAAUAAGAAGUUUGAUUGACUUGUAAUGCAGUCUGAAUUAUACCAUUGACAGUCAAAAUGUGCCAGUAAGACUGAAUCAUUUAAUGGUAUUGACUGGAAAUAAAGGAAUGGUGUGAUUAUAUUUUAAGCCUGAAAGAUGCACUUUUAUAUGAUGUGAGCUGUGCACAAUCUACACUAUUUUAUUUGAUGUAGUCAGUUUGAAUAGGAAGUGCAGUGGCCUACAGUGUUACAGUGUUACAACUUCUGUUCAAAGGGCUCUUGGCUAUUUGCCUAGUAGUUAAACCUAAAUAUUUUGAGCAGACAAUCCAAAUAUGAGCUAUAUAUAUAUAUAUUAUAUAUUAUUCCGUGAUUUAUGAGUUCAACAUAGCACUGUUUAAAGUAACUGAAGAGUUAUGUUUUUGUAUACUUGAAAAUAAAACAUUGAUGCUA